ACCAUGGCUUGCUUCUAAACUCACUGUUACCUUCAAAGAAAUAAUGAGAAUCAAAUCUAGAUACCAUGAGAGAAACAAUGGCGUGGAGGUACUUUAACAGAGAUGUUGUGCCAUUUGCUGCAAUGAUCGCUGUGGAGUGUGUCACGGUUGGUUCGACCACACUGUUCAAGGCUGCGACAUUGAGAGGAUUGAGUUUCUAUGUCUUUGUCCUCUACGUUUACGUUGUUGCUACACUUGUCCUUCUUCCACUUUCCCUCAUCUUCGGAAGGUCAAGAAGAUUACCUUCACCAAAAUCUCAUGUCUUUUUCAAGAUUUUCUUGCUUGCGCUUCUCGGGUUCAUGUCGAUGCUAGCUGGUUGCAAAGGAGUAGAAUAUAGUUCUCCUACUCUAGCCACUGCUAUUGGUACCCUCACGCCAGCUUUCACUUUCACGCUCGCCGUUAUCUUCAGGAUUGAACAAGUAGUGUUAAGGAGCUCUGCGACUCAAGCUAAACUCAUUGGUACAAUAGUAUCUAUAUCUGGUGCUCUGGUUAUUGUUCUUUAUAAAGGCCCAAAAGUUCUAGCUGCUGCAUCUAUCACACCUUCAUCAUCUACCAUCUCGCUUUACCAGCAUUUGACUUUAUCUGAUUCAAGUUGGAUACUCGGAGGGCUUUUGGUUGCUUCACAGUAUCUUCUUAUUUCAGUUUGGUAUAUUCUUCAGACUCAGGUGAUGGCGGUAUACCCUGAAGAAAUAACAGUAGUCUUCUUGUACAGCUUAUGCGCAACACUAAUCUCAGCACCAGUAUGUCUACUUGCAGAAAAAGACUUGACUUCAUUUCUGCUUAAACCAAGUGUCUCCCUCGCUUCAGUGAUGUACACAGGAGGCUUAGUGUCAACAUUGGGCUCAGUUAUACACACAUGGGGUCUGCAUCUGAAGGGUCCAGUCUAUAUAUCUUUGUUCAAGCCCUUGUCUAUUGUCAUUGCCGUUGCAAUGGAGGCUAUAUUCCUCGGCGAUGCACUUCACCUUGGAAGUGUCAUCGGAUCAGUGAUUUUGAGCUUAGGAUUCUACACUGUGAUUUGGGGCAAAGCAAGAGAGGAUUCAACCAGAAAUGUGGCUGGUUCUGAGCAGUCACCUUUGUUGCUUACCCACACCAUUGAAGAUGAAGCCUCAUCAUAAAGAUAUGACUGAUGCAAAGUGGAACCCUCUAAUAUAAUGGGUUAAUAAAUAUGGAGCCAUUAAGAUAUGGUCCUCAUUAAUGUUUACGUGCUACCUAUAUAUUGUUCUAUCUCUUAUCUUGUUAUAUUAGAAGGGCUAAAUAAGAACGAAAUUGUCUUAACUACUGAUAUUGCCAUAUUACCUUCAUUUUUCUUGCUUCUGAGCUCAUUUUGUCUAGCGAGAAUUUCUUAAAGUAUGGACAUCAGAAGCUAUGACAAGAGAAGAGACAGUGUGCCAUGGUAGGAUCUAACACACUGGUCAAGAGUGCUACCUUAAAAGCAUUGAACAAGUCCUUUGUUAGUUUCUGCAGGCUCCGUUGAACAAGUUUAUCUUCUGCUGCUGGAGGAAUCCAAGGUCAGUGAUGAUUGGUGUUACUGAAGCGGUAGGGCUAACUUUUGGAUUGAUGAAGAUUGCAGAUUUUUUGGGUUAAAUCACUGAUGAAGAGGAAAUCCAAUAAUCCAUCAAUAUUCCCUUCUGAAUAUGGAUCCUUGUGAUUGCUGGUGGGUUGUUAUCAUUGAUGCUGAUGAAAUUUGGUAUAAGUCUUGAUCAUUGGAAGGGAAUGCUCAAAUGGAAGUUGGAAAUUUCUUUGGUUGAGUGGUUAAGUUUGAAGGUAUUAAAGCUAUAGGGGGCAAAGUUCUUUGUCGUGGGUCCCUAGCAUAUUUGGAUAUGAUCCUUGUGGUGUGAAGUAUUUGAAUGAUUACUUUCCAAUAUUGUUGUCACUGAAAAUGUAUUGGUUCGUACUUAAAUAAUGUAGCAGAAACGUAAUUGGAGUUAAUCACAAAGACCAU
Molecule: messenger RNA, 1981 nt
Organism: Eutrema salsugineum
Lineage: Eukaryota; Viridiplantae; Streptophyta; Magnoliopsida; Brassicales; Brassicaceae
Product: WAT1-related protein At5g40230
Exons: 7
Coding region: 66-1154 (362 amino acids)
Cellular component (GO): plasma membrane
Molecular function (GO): transmembrane transporter activity
Source: RefSeq, a predicted model, not a curated record